GCAUCAGCUGGUUUAAGUUGUCAUUAGUAUAAAUUAUUUUACUAAUAUUUAAAAGCUUUAUAUUCUAGGAAAUAUAUUACGAUAUUCUUAGGAAAUAUAGUUCAAAUAGUUAUUGAUUAAUAACUAAUUAUUGAAAGAGGAAAUUUUCAUAUCUAUAGAAUGAGUGAUACUUUGGAUAAAAGUCUUUACACCUUGCCUCCUGAUCAACCAAUUGUGGGCUUAGAAGUUAAAUCAGCUUUUGAUGGAUUGACUGAAAAGGAAAAAAAUUAUGCCCAUUUUUUGAGUAAAGCAUCCUGGGUUGGGGGCUUAGUAACUUUAAUUCAAACGAGUUUGGAAUCAGGUCCCAUCUUCGUUUUAUUACAUAAGCUGUUUUCAAAACAGAAUUGUAAAGAAUUCAAGGAUGCUUGUCUAAAGAAUGGAUUAACUGAAGAAGAUGUUAAUGCCUUAUUCAUUUACACUUGCGGUGUUUUUGCAAAUGCGGGUAAUUACAAAGGUUUUGGAGACACCAAAAUAAUUCCUAACAUUGAGUGCUCCACAUUUGAAAAGCUCUUGAGAGUGAGCACUAUUUGGUCGGAGCUUGAACCUAUUUGGAAUCAAAUCAAGUCUAGCAUAUAUGAUUUAGAAAAGAGUAGAAGAUGUUUGGGAAUUCAUCCAGAAGGAUGUACCACAUAUCUUUCGAAAAACUGCAAUAAAGAAGACAACGAAAUUGUAACCAAUUGGUUGAAAACUAAUCAUUUGGAACUGUGGAAUACAAGGCUGUUCAAAACGGUAGCAGAAGAUGGAAAGAUAGAGUAUGAGAUCCGCUUAGCUUCGAAAGAAAUCAAAGAAUUGAAAAAAGAGACCAUAGGAAACAUAACCUAUCGACUCACAGCUGGGGAUUACUCACCACUAAUGUCUAAAAUCGCAGAACAUUUACAACAAGCAGUGCCUUAUUCUGCCAAUGAAACCCAGCAGAAGAUGUUAGAAUCCUAUAUUUCUUCAUUCACAUCAGGAUCAUUAGAUGAACAUAAAAAUGGAUCAAGGUUCUGGAUUAAAGAUAAAUCCCCAGCAGUAGAAAACUAUAUUGGUUUCAUUGAAACAUAUAGAGAUCCCACUGGUGUUCGAGGAGAGUUUGAAGGCUUUGUUGCAGUAGUUAACAAGGAAAUGUCUGCAAAAUUCAAUACGCUUGUAUCUGAAGCGGAAAAAUUCCUGCCCUUAUUGCCAUGGAACAAAAAUUUUGAAAAAGACAAGUUCCUCAAACCCGAUUUUACCUCCUUGGAUGUUCUCACUUUUGCUGGUAGCGGCAUACCAGCUGGUAUAAAUAUUCCAAAUUAUGAUGAUAUUCGACAAACUGAAGGAUUCAAAAAUGUUUCAUUGGGAAAUGUGAUUCCUGCCAGUUAUCAAGCUACAGUAAACCCAUUUUUGAGUGCAGCUGAUGGCGAAUUGCUACAAAAAUACAGAAUACCUGCAUUUGAGUUACAGGUUGGUUUGCAUGAACUGUUAGGACAUGGAUCCGGAAAACUGUUGAAAAAGGAACGAAAUGGUUCAUUCAAUUUCCCAUCUGAUCUCGUUGAUCCAUUGACUGGUGCCAUUGUAUCCUCUUAUUAUGAAUCAAGUGAUACUUACGACUCCAAAUUCGGCUCUCUCAGUUCGGCUUAUGAAGAAUGCAGAGCUGAAGCUGUUGGUCUGUAUUUGAGUUUAGAACCUUCAGUCUUGAAGAUCUUCGGGCAUGAAGGUCCAGAAGCUGAGGAUAUUGUUUAUGUAAAUUGGCUGUCUCUUGUGUGGGCUGGUGCUGGUAGAGGCUUGGAGAUGUGGGCGCCUGGUAGAGGAUGGUUGCAAGCUCAUUCACAGGCACGCUUUGUACUGGCACAAGUCCUCAUACAAGCUGGAGUAGUCAAGGUUACUCAACCGGUUAAAGACGAUCUGUUGGUCACGCUUGACAGAACACAGAUCAAAGGUGCUGGAAGGAACGCCAUCGGUCACUUCUUACUUCAAUUACAAACGUACAAGGCUACAGGAAACAUCAAAGCUGCCGAAGAUCUCUUCAAUCACUAUUCCGAGGUAAAAGAGCCUUGGCUGAGCUGGAGAUCUAUUGUUUUGUCCAAGAAACAACCGAGAAAAAUAUUUGUGCAAAGCAAUACAUUCAAUGAGAAUGGCAAGAUCUCUCUGAAAAGUUACGAAACCAACGCUGAAGGUUUGAUCAGUUCGUGGAUUGAAAGAUUCGAGGAACCGGAGACUUUGUAUAGUGCACUUUUGGAUUUAUCUAAAAAAGAUGCCUGUUAUUUUGGCUAAAAAAUUUAUGAAUUUUUUGUUGAUCUUGAAAACGUAAUUUUUUCAGUAAGAGAGUUAUCGAUUUUUCCAAUGUGUGAACAGUUGCAGACGAAAUUUUAAAUGCAUUUAGCGCGCUUGGCGUAUAAUUUUAUAAUUAGUAUUAAUGAAAAUAUUUUAUCCAGUGAUUUUAUUGAAUGAUAAUUUUGUAGCAUGAAUUUUAUAGAUAAAAUAAAAUUAAAAGUUA
Molecule: messenger RNA, 2494 nt
Organism: Coccinella septempunctata (seven-spotted ladybird)
Lineage: Eukaryota; Metazoa; Arthropoda; Insecta; Coleoptera; Coccinellidae
Gene: DppIII
Product: dipeptidyl peptidase 3
Exons: 8
Coding region: 160-2271 (703 amino acids)
Biological process (GO): proteolysis
Cellular component (GO): cytoplasm
Molecular function (GO): dipeptidyl-peptidase activity; metalloexopeptidase activity
Source: RefSeq, a predicted model, not a curated record